AGGGAGGGAGAGGUGAUGACCCACAGGGAGUCCCCCCCAGCGAAGAACUCCUUCCUCCAGGACCUUGACCGUUUGGAUGAGGGGCAGCUGCUGCCCGAGGGAGACUUCUCUGCUACCCAGGCACAGGAAAGCAAGGCUCUCUCGGCAGGCGGCAUUGCCAUGGCGACGGUGAACGCCAGUCUGGAGCGCGCUCAGAAGCGGUACAGCCUGGAGGGCAGCGUGAGGGUGUGGUCUGACUUCCUGAGGGUCCACCUGCACCCCCGCAGCAUGAUGGUCAUCAACGAGUACAACCACGACGGGGAGACGAAUCGCUUGGAGGCGUUUGGCCAGGGGGAGGCGCUGUGCCGGUCCGCCACAGUACUGGAAGAGCUGGAGGACCGUCUGCACUUCUUUGUGGAGGAGUGCGACUACCUGCAGGGGUUCCAGGUGCUGUGUGACCUUCAAGAUGGGUUUUCAGGUCUGGGGUCAGGGGUCACAGAGCUCCUUCAUGACUCAUACGGAGGGAGAGGCAUUUUCACAUGGGGACUGGCUCCUGUCAGACACCCCGAUACUGUGAGUCUGGCUGCCUGUCCGUGGUCAGGCGACCUGCAGGAGGCGCUGGAGGACCUCCGCACUCUGGUGCAGUGCUACAGGGGCACCUUGGAGCCCAGCCCCCUCGGCUCCUCGGAGGAUGAGUCCGACUGA
This is a messenger RNA of Lepisosteus oculatus (spotted gar), 684 nucleotides long. NCBI's taxonomy places the organism in Eukaryota, Metazoa, Chordata, Actinopteri, Semionotiformes, Lepisosteidae. The record is from RefSeq and is a predicted model, not a curated record.